Messenger RNA from Rhipicephalus sanguineus (brown dog tick), 4571 nucleotides. RefSeq names its product N-lysine methyltransferase KMT5A (gene Set8). The transcript has 6 exons. Gene Ontology annotation, molecular function: histone H4K20 methyltransferase activity; protein binding. Lineage: Eukaryota; Metazoa; Arthropoda; Arachnida; Ixodida; Ixodidae. The record is from RefSeq and is a predicted model, not a curated record. Bases 271 to 1350 code for a protein of 359 amino acids.
GAGGAAGCCGGGUUUCUGUGCCUAGCGGGAAAGCCGUUUUGCGAAUAUCUGUUGUGAUUGUGCUUUGUGGGCAUUUUGAAAAGGGCAUAUGGUUUUCUCCCACGAAUCGCUCUGCGCUGCAUGUGUGAUGCGGCCGCAUUAGUCUUGCUGUCUUCAUCAGUGGCAAUAUUUGAUGAAUGGCUCUUCGUCGACCUCCUGUGACGGUGCUCAGUGCUGCUGGUGCGAGCAACGGGAUCGCCGCCGCCACCUCCCAAGGCGUGAACUGGGGCAAUGGUGAAAGGACGAAAAAAGCACACCGUGGACCCUGCUCGCAGCAAAAAGAGUGCACCCGCUUCAUCUCGCUCCGGUGAUGGCAGUGCUCCAGUGAAACAGAAGGAUGGCAAAGCGACCGCAGGCAAUGCCACCAGGACUUCACCACCAGUCACAAGAAGCACUCGGAUAGACGACUAUUUCCCCGUUCUGGGUGCCGAAAUGGCGACUGCCGAAGAGGUAGCGAGCGAGCACAGUUACUCGCGACGGCGUCCCAUCAAGAGGGAGCCUCCCUGCCCACUGCAGCAGCUAGUGGAACCUGAGGUUCAAAUUCCGUGCCCGGAUGCGGCGGCACUUCCUGCUGGCCUGAGCCUUACGGCCACGCAGCCACCCUCGCCGCCUACUGUGGACACAAAAAUGCCCGUUGUUGUGCCCAGGACCUACCAAGAUAGAAGCAAAAGUGCUUCCAGAGCUGCGAACAAGCCUGCCACUCAGGUCACUGUGAAGGCUCCUGUGGCAGCAGAAGCGGAGUACGACCCCUCAAAGGUGGCAAAAAGGAGAACGGAUGUGCCGUGCCACUCCUUGACGGAGUACUUCUCUAUCCGAAGAAGUGGACGCAAGACAAAGGCCACACUUGCGAAAGAGAGGCAGAAGGAGGUUGAAGAUGCCAUCCUGAACGGCAUUGAAGAAGGCUUUCAGGUCACAGAGUUUGCUGACAAGGGCCGGGGAGUGACUACGUCGCGGCCACUGAAAGCCGGGGACUUUGUGCUCGAGUAUGCCGGCGAACUCAUCGACGUGCAGGAGGCUAAGAUGCGCGAACAGAUCUAUGCCACUGACUCGUCCAUCGGGUGCUACAUGUACUACUUCACCUGCAGGAACAAACAGUAUUGUGUCGAUGCCACGAAGGAAACGGGCCGGCUCGGGCGGCUCGUGAACCACAGCAAGCGGGGCAACCUGAAGACGCAGACAUGCAUCAUCAAGGGCAUACCUCACUUGGUGCUCGUGGCCCAGCGUAACAUUGAGGCCGGGGAGGAACUGCUGUACGACUACGGAGACCGCAGCAAGGCGUCACUCCAGUUUCACCCCUGGUUGGCAUUGUAGCCAGCUCUCCAAGGUGGCAGCUUCGUAAAGAGCCGGCACAGUAGUGAUCCAGGGUGCACGCCUUUCUGCCGUUUUUUCAGUGCUUCAUAGGACCUUUUCUGCCAGGGCCCUGUCGUUGUUCUAACACACGUGCCUCUUUUAUACGGCUCCCAGAAGCGUUGUCGGCAGAGCAGUAUCGUUUUGAUAAUUCGACAAACGAGGUGUAAGAUGUGUUGACAUACAUAUUAGUCUUGGACAGCAUAGGCAGCUUUGUCUCGUGCUUAGUGCUGUCUCAUGCUUGGUGUGUGUGUUCAGUAAAGACGCAGGAGAACAGACUGGAAUGCAAAGAAAGAAAAGAGGACAGCACUCAUACCAUUGUCUGUGUUCAGGUAUGUGGUCCUUUAUCUUUGCCGAGUAUUGUCCCGAGCUACUCAUUUGUGAAGCUAGCUUUUCGAAUGCAAGUUUACAGCUGAGGGCUAUAAGCACAAGAUGGCUCGGUGCCUUGGCACCUUGCCAUCAUUUGGACAUCGACGUGUGAUCGUUGAAAGCAUAAAGUUAGAAUUCUGCAGUGGUUAAACUAUGCACAUUGGUCAAUAGAUGCAGGAGUUGCCAGAAAAAAUGAAUAGUUCAGAAACCAUGAGCAAGGUGCCAUUAUAGAAAAGUACGAAAAGGAAGAUGCAACGCUGGAUGUCACAAGUAUGUGAAACCUUGGGGGUGCUGCUGCAGCUGCCGGCACAAUGUUGGAUGCACUGAACAAUGCCACACUGAUCACAAGCUCGCAUGUGAUGUAGUACUAGCCAAUGAAUGCUUCUCUGGUAAUGCUAUGACACUUUUAAUGUCCUCUUUGACUCACAGCCAAGUUACAAUUUAAGGCCAGCUUGUUUACAAGGGUGCUAAGCAUUGUGCCUGAACGCUGUAAUAUUUGUGCACUGCAUCACCAUUUAGCUGGUCACGUGGAGGUUGCCUUACUUUCAUUUUAUGCAAGUUUGGCAUGCGUCAUCACUGUGUGAAGAUCACUCGAUAACAAAUGUCAGUACAAGAGAUAGCUAUAUGCAGGCAUAAAAAUUGCACAGGGCGAAACGUUGACCAACAGAUGCAAAAUGCAAUCUAAGAGCGUAUUACAAAUGUUGCGGCCGACCUUGUGAGUGCGGUCAAUAAUUGGUGAACAGGCAGAAAUUCUAUGAUGAAACAUUCAAAAUGUCCAUCUUGUAUUCCAGGAGUGAUGUAAAGGACGGUUAGAAGUUAAUUUCUUGCUAGUCUGUGCUCCUAGUUCUGUUAUUUUUACCCACUACAGAGCAGGUUCCAAGAUUUCGCCAGCUUUGCAAACUGUUGCAUUAGGCCAAAAAUAGGCUCACAAUGACACACAUCGCAUACAUUUCAUUUUGUCUCUGUUUUUUGUUAUGAACCUUCAAGGAACUGCCCAUCUGGCCACCGUCCUAAAAGCUGCUUUCUAAUUCUUUAUUAUAAUUGGGUGCAGUGAUGUCACAAGUGGCAAGUAAAGUGCGCUGUAGCAUUCAGCAAAGGUACUCUUUGCUCAUUUUGCCCAUACUCUUUAGGGCUUACGGGAGGUCACUGGUUUCCUGAAGUGCUCAGCUCGCUAAGUGCAGUUCAUGUUGUUGCAACUUUCAUGGCAUUGUUUUGUACGGCACUAAUCAAAUGGAAAUGUCCUUGACCUGCCUUUGAAACUUAAAAUGUGACGCUAAAAUUGGCUCCGCACACUCAAUUCUCAAGUCUCAAAAUUUUAAAAUGCAGCGCUUGAUCUACUGUUGGCAGCUGCCAUUUGUCAUAUUGCAUGGUAGUUUAUGUACUUGGAAAUACUGAAGUAGUACAGACAAGAUGGACACUAGAGAGCAUACAGUUGCGACACUAACAUUCUUGUUGGAAGUUCGCGACCUGUCUGUAUGUUCCUGCGAUUUUCUUGAGUCUUGCUUGGGCUAGACUAGUAUUCCGAUGUGGCAUACAGAGAAGAACGCAUCACGAUCAUAGCGGAUGUUUGCAUUGGCCAAAUGUAUUCAAGCAAACAAAUUCGGUGCUGCCGCAAGCAUUGUACCGAUGUGAGCACAGAAACUUGUAUUAUUCUGCUAUCACGCAUCAGAAUGAAAGUGCUAACAGCCUAUUGGCUCAUGCUUUGCAUCAUUGUGCUUUGUUAAUGUCUGGCACUUGAGUAAUUGAUGCAAACCACUUGCGAAAUAACCAUAGACAACACAGCAUCGGGAAGUGAAUGUUCUUAGAUUUUAGUUUAAGCAUGUACUAUGCUAUGGUCACUGAUCAUAGCUAAAUCUGCAGGAAACUAUCCGCUUUGUGUACUGGUAAACAAAUGCAUUUUAUUACUUCGCAAGAAAGCGUUCACACAUGCUCUGCCAGUGAUGCAACACAUUGUCGGCAAGUUUGUGCAGAGUGCUCACACACUGCCACUCGAGGAAGUUUGUAGUGUUCUUGUUUUGUUGUUGCUAGUAUUAGUAGUUAAACCAAACACAUUGUUACUCUUUUGGUACAGUAUAGAAAGGCAUUUACACAUGAACAUGUUCCUUUACCAAGCUAUACACUUGCGUGUUUCUGUGUCCAAAGUUUACAUUGUUGCUUGACCUUUUUGCAUUACCAUUAACCUAUGCCCCUGCCUUUUCAGUCUCCAACAGUGCAUUUCAUAGAGCCUACGUGCUGAUUCAUAAUCCUGCGAAUUCAGUUAUGAAAGCGAUGAAACUUAUGUUCAGUGCAGCUUUAGAACGGGAACAACACUACAGUGCAUGCAAGUUCCCCAAUUGAACAAACUUCAUCGGAAGUUUUUAGCAUAGAUAAUGAAAUGUGGAGUGGAAUUUUUCGUAUAUCAACAGCAGAUUGCUAACUUGUGUCCAAAGCGUUUUGUACGUGAUAUACGCCUAACUAACAGUUGACAAGAGGUCGUAGCUCUGCUCUUGUGUGCAUAUUAAUACCCUUGUACAGAUCACCUCUAGUUUCGUUCUCUUGGUUUCAUGGUGGAGGCACGCCACCUAUAAACCUACAAUAAAGUGCACAGGUUGAGAACUACAUUUAUGUCGCUAAUUAGUAUUCACAGACUUGGCACAUACUGCAAGUGUGAACCUCCUAUGCUCGUUUGUUGCAAUUGUACAGGCAUGUGCCCUCAUCAUCUUCUCAUGUUUUCGACGGCCACUUUGGUUGUCCUUCACCAGUAUAAGUUAUUUUUCAACCUCAUUAUUUCUCAUUAUCCUUAUUACUGCACACAAUAAAUACAAGCAUCUAUACCA